GGCAGCUGCGUAAGGGGAUCUUUGUCGUUUCACUCUCGGGCGCAGGUACUCAGCAUCACGACACAGUUUGUCGAGCUCAUUCAGAGUCCCCGUUUCCUCGCCGUCCCCUGCCCAAACCAACCAAGAUCGUUUGAUGUGACGAUGUUCUGUCUCAGAAGCUGGCUCCCGCUCCUUUUCAUCCCCACAAACGCCAGUCCUCUCUUCAUAAUAUCUUUCGUGACCCUGACCUAUCUCCUCCACCGGCCGUGUAUCUACUGCUCUGCUCUCCUCUUGAUCCUUUUCAUAUCGUCCUGUCACUGGUCGGAUAGAUGCUUCAUCGACUUUAAAAGCGAUUGGUUCGCUCCUCGGUUCGCUACACCAGCGUCGGCCGCGGUUGGCAAUGCCACUCAGGAUCCCGCGUCAGGUUUGACGCAGUACGUCUUGGAAACGAUGAAUUCAACCGCAACUGCGUUAGCCACUGCAGCAUUUGAAGAAGCAAAGAGACGAGUUGCUCCCAGUGCGGGCAUAGACUUGGCAGGUGACCAGAUCCCACAAUGGACGGGAAUAGGCUUGGAAUGGCUGCGGAGUCUUUUGGGCCGGAGAGAGUGGACGCUGCCAUGCGUGGAUGUGAAAGUGCGACUAUGAAGCCUUUUCUUUUAUUGCGGGAGGGCAUUUUGAAAGCAAGAUAUUUUGGGAUUAGAGAGCUUGUCUCUGGUCCAGCUCCAGGAAUCCCAUUGACCCGUUUUGGGAAGACUUGCGGUUUGGACUAUUCCGGAUCUAGAAGCUACAUAAAAUAGCGGGCAAGAUCGCAAUUUUGUACAGGAUCUUGGGCUUCUACUUUAAGGCUGGGAAACGAUACCCGAGCUCUGAGACGGUCGUUCGAUUCCCUGUAUAAAGAACGAAAAUGAUGCAUGUGAAAAACGUUUAUGUCUCACGCCGUCUAUUUUGCAAAUUGACAUGGUAUUUUGCACUGCUUACACUUCUGUGUACAUACAUAUGUUGAUAUGAUAUCCGUUGAAGCACCUCAUCAUGACGUCUAUACGUUUGGGGAGUUCGUUCGCUUUCUAGGGAUGGAGAAUGGAGCUAUCCUCUUGUUGCUGGUUUGGCGAGACUGCUUUUUUGUUUGGUCUCCGUACAGUAACCACCGAGCUUAUAAGGCCGAUAUCACAUCUUACCUUGGAAUUUACCCAAAAUCUUUGCUAGCUGUUAUUCCCAAUGGAGAGUUGAGUAAG
This is a messenger RNA of Coccidioides immitis RS, 1211 nucleotides long. RefSeq lists its product as uncharacterized. Bases 142 to 624 code for a protein of 160 amino acids. The transcript is spliced from 2 exons. NCBI's taxonomy places the organism in Eukaryota, Fungi, Ascomycota, Eurotiomycetes, Onygenales, Onygenaceae. The record is from RefSeq and is a predicted model, not a curated record.